AUGAAGGAAAUUCUCAGCAAGAAAAGAAGGAUCACUGAUGAAGAAAUAAUACAUCUUGACGCAAGUUGCAGUGCAAUCAUUCAACGAACACUUUCACAAAAAGAAAAAGAUCCAGGAAGAGUCACGUCACCUGUCACAAUUGGGAACGUAAACAUUGGAAAAACAUUGAUUGAUCUUGGAUCAAGUAUCAACCUCAUACCACUCUCAGUAAUACGAAGAAUUGGUGAUUUGGAUAUAAAGAAUACUAGGAUGAGUUUGCAACUAAUCGACAAAUUAGUCACAAGGCCAUCCGGUAUUGCCGAAGAUGUGUUGGUCAAGGUAGAUAAGUUUUUAUUUCCUAUUGAUUUUAUUGUCAUGGAUAUAGAGGAAGAUGAUGACGUGCCACUGAUUUUGGGACGUCCAUUCAUGAAAACUGCACGCAUGAUGAUUAACAUUGAUGACAGUUUAAUGAAAGUAUGUGUUCAAGAUGAAGAAGUUACCUUCAACCUCUUUGACGCCAUGAAACAUUCCAAAGAUAAAGGAGCUUGUUUUCGAGUUGAUGCAAUUGAUGAAGAAAUACUGAAAAUACAGCAACAAACACACUUGACAACACCAUUACAAAGAGCCCUCGUGAACAUUUUUAAUGUUCUCAAUCCGGAAGAAGAAAAGGAACUCAAUGAAUGCUUAACAGAACUGGAUUCAGCAAAAGAAAUACCAUUAAAGGAAGCAAAAAUUGAAUAA
Molecule: messenger RNA, 720 nt
Organism: Lathyrus oleraceus (garden pea)
Lineage: Eukaryota; Viridiplantae; Streptophyta; Magnoliopsida; Fabales; Fabaceae
Exons: 1
Coding region: 1-720 (239 amino acids)
Source: RefSeq, a predicted model, not a curated record